Messenger RNA from Hemibagrus wyckioides, 2342 nucleotides. RefSeq lists its product as uncharacterized. NCBI's taxonomy places the organism in Eukaryota, Metazoa, Chordata, Actinopteri, Siluriformes, Bagridae. The record is from RefSeq and is a predicted model, not a curated record. The coding region runs from base 1 to 960 and encodes 319 amino acids. The transcript is spliced from 8 exons.
AUGUUGCUGCUGCUGAUCCUGUUGUUGAAUAUUACAGCUUCAAAGACUUUAGACUCCGACUACGCCGGACGUGUGAACUACACAGAGAUGACAAACUCAAGAUCAACAGACCCGAGAGAGAGAGACGCGGGGGAAUAUCGCUUCAUGCUCAUUACGGAUAAAGGAGAGAAAUACGUGAGCUCAGCUGGAGUUACUCUGACAGUUACAGAUCUGCAGGUGAUCCGUCACUACAAAAGUCAAGCUCUAAUCUGCCACACUUCCUGUCAUCUAACCUUUGCUGCUAAUGUGUACUACUGGUGUUGGAAGGAGCUGUAUGAGGGUGACCUACCCAGACAAGAGAGUUUGGAACCUUUGGAAGGGUCUUCAGUGGAAAUUGUGGAAAAAGUGCUUUCCAGUGGACAGAGUGUUAAAGAAGUAUUCUGGCAUUCUUCUAAGGACUUCAAGGACCUGAAGCAUGAGUUUACUAAUCGAGUUGAAUAUGUGAAGCAAGACAGAAACUGCACUCUGAAAAUGAACCAGCUGAGAAAGAAAGACUCUGGAGAAUAUCGGCUUAGAGUAGUUUAUACAUCUAACCGAAUCUCGGGUAGACCUGGAGUGGUUCUUAAUGUUACAGAUCUGCAGGUAAGACUGAGUCACUAUGCAGGGUCAUCAGAAGAACGGACGACAGUAACGCUGAGCUGCAUCACCUCCUGCACUCUGUCCAACAGCCCCACUUACCUGUGGUACAAGAACAGACAGCCUGUUACUGAUAAACUCACCAAACACAACAAACUCUACCUCUUCUUCAGCGAAGAUGCAGGGAACUACUCCUGUGCUGUGAAAGGACGUGAGGAUCUUCGCUCUCCUGAACAAACUGUUAGACAGAACCAAGCUGUAGUGUGGAAGCUGUAUGCUGUAUGGGGAGCUGCUGCUGCACUUGUUCCUGCUUCUCUCUCUUCUUAUCGCCGUCCUGUGUGUUAAGAGGAAGAAAAGAGCAGAAAGAGACAUUCAGCUACUGAGAGAACUUUUCACUUCGUGUUUUAAUCUUCUUAAAGUUCCUAUAAAUCUGUUAAUAAAUAAAAACUAAAGAGGUUUUCUCUUCAAUUCUCUCAGUGUGUUCCAACGCCUGGAGAUGACACAUACACAGCGCUGAACCUCAUGACUGUGUCCCCAGAAUAUGACACACUGCAAAAUAUUAAAAGCUCUGCCAGUGACACUUACACCACCCUGAACCCUGCACCCAUGUGCUCUGAUUAUGAUACACUGAGGGUAAGUAAGUGUGUGUCUGCAUGCGUCUGCGUGUGUCUGCAUUUGAUGUUCCAUAUGCUGAAGUUUAAUUCAAUCCAAACACAAAGUCAACAGUCUUACAACAUGUUUCAUGAAUACGCAAAUAAUAGGCCAAAGGCUCAUAACAUACGCACAGAGAAUAAAACUUUACAUUGGACAGUAUUGCUUUUGUCUUAAUUGAGGGUCUGGUCUUAUUUGUCUUUGUUUCUGGAUUUGUGUUGGCUUGCUUUCUUUAAUUGUUUUUAAUAUCGGAGAUUUUAACUUGUAUAUGAAUAUACAUAAUGUGUAUAUGUAAGUGUAGUAAAGCGUGAUGUUAUAUGUUUUGAAGUCAAUUUAGGUUUACAUUAGGUUUUUUUCAUGAAUAAAAUUACAAUCAGGAACAUGAUAAGGAUAUAAAUGUUUUCUCCCAAAUUAUAGGAUUGUCAUCAGUACGACAUUUUAUCUGUAAAUGCUUCUGUGAACAAAUGAAAUCAUUUUCAGUGUGAUAAAUACACCCACGGUGUGUGUACUUAUGUGUGUGUGUCUGUGCAUCUGUGCUGCCAUUGAUAGAGUUUUUACUUCUCUAAACUCUUACACCAACAUUAUUAUUUAUGGCAUUAUUUAUAUUUUAUAUACAUUAUUUUAACAUUUAUUUACAUAAUUACAUAUGUAAUUAUGUAAUAUAUUAUUUACAUAUUUACAUAGCAUUAUUACAUAUUUUAUCUUAAUUUGUGCAUUUUACAGAAAUGAAACAACCUGCAACCACAGUCUCUGGGAGUAAGUGUGUACUCUAUAAGUGUGUGUUUGUGCAAAAGGAUGUUUGUUUAAGGACUGAAGUUGCAAAAAGAAUUUCUGUCUCAUGUAAAAGUCAUUCAUUUGUGUCCGUUCACUCGGUUCUGUAAUGUUGACUAAAAUUGUUGUUAAUGUCUUUGUAUUUAGUUAUUUAAACAUUUUAAAACUUUGAUGUCAUUUGUUAUUUUUAUGUCUUGUAAACUAGAACAAAAUGAUGAUAAAGUAAGGAAUACACACCUCCCUGUACAGAAAUUCUAUUUUGCCUGAUGUGUUACUGUCCAAUGUUUAAAAUGUUUCUAUGUACA